This is a messenger RNA of Cervus elaphus (red deer), 2683 nucleotides long. It is a transcript of the gene BANP, whose product is annotated as BTG3 associated nuclear protein. The record is from RefSeq and is a predicted model, not a curated record. The transcript has 13 exons. Gene Ontology annotation, molecular function: DNA binding. The coding region runs from base 157 to 2112 and encodes 651 amino acids. Gene Ontology annotation, biological process: protein localization to nucleus; negative regulation of protein catabolic process. NCBI's taxonomy places the organism in Eukaryota, Metazoa, Chordata, Mammalia, Artiodactyla, Cervidae.
ACAUGUAGUCGUCUGUGGCACUAAUUCCUAUUCAUUAGGCCUCAAAGAAAAUGCAAAUUCCUCGAACGGUCCACCAGCGCGACUUUUCAGGGGCUAGUGAGAAGCUUGAACGCGUGACAGAGAAGUAAGAAGUUUGGGGGCCAAUCUGUGGCGCGGAUGCAGGACCCGUGCGCAUGCCCGGCGGUCGUCGGCGCCAGCCCAGCGCGCGCGGGAGACUCCGAGCGGCAGGCCCCGCCCCCGCGCCCCGCCCCGCGCCUCGCCCCGCCCCCUGCUCCCCCUCCCGGUGAGCCUGCGCAGAUGGUGCAGGGCGGAGGGCCGCGGGGAGGGAUUCGCGGCGCCUGCGCAGAGCGGCGGCUUCUCUCGCGAGGACGGACGCCAUUAUCGCAUCUCCCCGACAAACACCACGAGAAUUCCGCAGCCCACACGGUGGCAGGAACACCGUCCUACGUGAGUCUGAUUCCCUCUCAUCCACCGGCCACUCUGCUCGCGUCCUGGAUGAUGUCAGAACAGGACCUGGCUGACGUGGUGCAGAUCGCCGUUGAGGAGCUGAGUCCUGGACACCCAGUUGUAUUGGAGAAUCAUGUAGUGACAGAUGAAGAUGAACCAGCUUUGAAACGCCAGCGACUAGAGAUCAAUUGCCAGGACCCUUCUAUAAAGUCAUUCCUGUAUUCCAUUAACCAGACAAUCUGCUUGCGAUUGGAUAGCAUUGAAGCCAAGCUGCAGGCUCUGGAGGCCACGUGUAAAUCCCUGGAAGAGAAGCUGGACCUGGUCACCAACAAGCAGCACAGCCCCAUCCAGGUGCCCAUGGUGGCCGGCUCGCCCCUCGGCGCCACCCAGACCUGCAACAAAGUGCGAUGCGUCGUCCCCCAGACUACAGUAAUUCUCAACAGUGAUCGGCAGAACGCCGUUGUAGCCAAGAUGGAAGACCCCCUGAGCGGCAGGGCACCGGAGCCCCUGGAAAAUGUCAUUAGCAACGCGGUGCCCGGGCGUCGGCAGAACACCAUCGUGGUGAAGGUGCCAGGCCAGGAGGACAGCCACAACGAGGACGGGGAGAGCGGGUCCGAGGCCAGCGACUCCGUCUCUAACUGCGGGCAGUCGGGAAGCCAGAACAUCGGCAACAACGUCACCCUCAUCACCCUGAACUCAGAAGAGGACUACCCCAACGGCACGUGGCUGGGGGACGAGAACAACCCUGAGAUGCGGGUGCGCUGCGCCAUCAUCCCCUCCGACAUGCUGCACAUCAGCACCAACUGCCGCACGGCCGAGAAGAUGGCGCUCACGCUGCUGGACUACCUCUUUCACCGCGAGGUGCAGGCCGUCUCCAACCUCUCGGGCCAGGGCAAGCAUGGCAAAAAGCAGCUCGACCCCCUGACCAUCUACGGCAUCCGGUGUCACCUCUUCUAUAAGUUUGGAAUCACGGAAUCUGACUGGUAUCGAAUUAAACAGAGUAUCGACUCCAAGUGUCGGACAGCCUGGCGGCGAAAACAGCGAGGCCAGAGCCUGGCGGUCAAGAGCUUCUCCAGGAGAACGCCGUCCUCGUCCUCGUACGGAGCCUCAGAGACCAUGAUGAGCACGCCGCCGCCCACCAGUGAGCUGCAGCAGCCGCCCCCACAGGCCCUGCACUACGCCCUGGCCAAUGCCCAGCAGGUCCAGAUCCACCAGAUCGGGGAAGACGGGCAGGUCCAAGUAAUCCCACAGGGCCACCUACACAUCGCCCAGGUGCCUCAGGGGGAGCAGGUGCAGAUCACGCAGGACAGUGAGGGCAAUCUGCAGAUACACCACGUGGGACAGGAUGGGCAGGUGCUCCAGGGGGCCCAGCUGAUAGCCGUAGCUUCUUCGGACCCGGCUGCCACAGGGGUGGACGGCUCGCCGCUCCAGGGCAGCGACAUCCAGGUCCAGUACGUCCAGCUGGCGCCAGUGACCGACCACACCGCUGCGGCCCAGGUGGGUCCUCCCUUCGGGAAGUGCACAGGGCCCGGGGCUCCUGCAGGUGUGGACACGCUUGGGCCUUUCUACCUCGGACCUUCUUCCGUGAGGAAGGCGGCUGACGCCCUGCAGCCCACCCUGCAGCCCGAGAUGCAGCUGGAGCACGGGGCCAUCCAGAUCCAGUGAGGCUGCUGACCCGCCCAGACCCAAGCCACGCCGCCGCUGCGUGCUGACCCCUGCACGCUGGCCCCUGCCACCCACACCGUUCACACGCGCCCGCCCCUCGGCUUCGCACGGGAGGGGCCCGCCCGCGUGCUGCUGAAGUGCAUCCACACGCCCGUCCAUGGGGAGAGUGCCCUGGGAAACAAAGACAACAGUAGCCCCUGCCGCCCCCGCCCGGAGACCCUGUUUCUUUUGAUCUCCUCGCACGUCCAGGGAAGGAGCGGGAAGCACAGUGCGGUUGCGUCAAGUACACGCUGGAAAUCAAGAACUGCGAUAUUUUUCUCUGUUCAAACAGCUUUUUUUAAUUUGCUAUGGUGUUUAUAACAAAAAAGAAAAUCGAAAAAAAAAAUGGAGUUAGCAGAAACCUUUUGCUGUGUGCUCUGUUCAGUGUAACAAGGAUAGAUGUUCACAGGAGACGACUAAUGAUUUUGAUGGAGACGUUGCUUACCUACUUUUUUAGGGGGAUGGAUGCGCUCAGCGCUGUAAUUGUGCAUUUCUAAUGAAAUAAAUGAAAUAAAAUGUAUUUAUGACCAUG